UUUGACACAAAGUGCAUGGCUUUGCUGGAGCCUGGCCUGCUCUGCAUGAUAUGUUUACUAUGUUCUCAGUGUGGCCCUGGAGCUGAGUGUCACCUCAGUAGGACAGUGGCUGCAGGACAGGGCCUUGCUGGGCUGGCACCCACCGUCCUGGCCCCUGGGGGCCCUCGGUGUGGUGCUCUGUGUCUGCCAAACCAAAGGUUCCUCACCCCAUACACCAUUGGGAAGAUCAGUCUUCUGACGACACAGAGCCAGUUAUUACAGUCUGAAUGGAUUCACAGCUGGCUUCUCAGAUGUUAUGAAAAACCUCCUCCUGGGCUUAUCAAGGAGGAUGAGACGAAGCCGGAAGACUGUAUACCAGAUGUGCCAGGCAAUGAGCAUGCCCGGGAAUUCCUGGCUCACGCGCCAACCAAAGGGCUUUGGAUGCCCCUGGGGAAGGAGGUCAAAGUUAUGCAGUGUUGGCGCUGUAAACGGUAUGGUCACCGAACGGGCGACAAAGAAUGCCCUUUCUUUAUCAAAGGCAACCAAAAGUUAGAACAGUUCAGAGUAGCACAUGAAGAUCCCAUGUAUGACAUCAUCCGAGAGAAUAAAAGACACGAAAAGGAUAUAAGGAUACAGCAGUUAAAGCAAUUGCUGGAGGAUUCCACCUCAGAUGACGAUAGCAGCAGCUCCAGCUCCUCGGAAUGUAAGGAGAGACACAAGAAAAGGAAGAAGAAAGAAAAGCAUAAGAAAAAGAAGAAAGAAAAGAAAAGGAAGAAGAAGCGAAAGCAUAAGUCUUCCAAGUCAAGUGAGAGCUCGGACUCGGACUGACAGCCGCUCGGCUUGUCCGCGUUCUCGUCUCAGAAUCACACACUGUGGCCGAGAACAGGGGGCCUGGAGUCGGAGAGGGGACACCAAGGAGCACAUCGGUGUCACACACACGAGUGACUUCUCACCUACCUUCCAGGGAAGCUGUGACCCCCGAGAGGGACUGUGUCUUCCCAGGUGCCAGCUCUGGACGGCGCUGAGGUCGGCAGGACGGGCCCUCCCGGUCCUCCUCCUGCUGGUCACUGUGGCCUGCGAUUCCUAGGAAGUCGGGGUGGCCGGACUAGAGCCUCUGAGGACACUCCUCCAGGGCUGCCACCUCCACAGCAAGGCUGCUGAAUUCCCAGGCUUCAGGCUCCACUCUUGUCUGUUGUUGAAGAUAAUAAAAGCUCAUUAUUUAUUUUUCAAA
This is a messenger RNA of Myotis lucifugus (little brown bat), 1210 nucleotides long. RefSeq names its product retinitis pigmentosa 9 protein homolog. The transcript has 6 exons. The record is from RefSeq and is a predicted model, not a curated record. The coding region runs from base 16 to 807 and encodes 263 amino acids. Gene Ontology annotation, biological process: RNA splicing. NCBI's taxonomy places the organism in Eukaryota, Metazoa, Chordata, Mammalia, Chiroptera, Vespertilionidae.